This is a messenger RNA of Toxorhynchites rutilus septentrionalis, 2632 nucleotides long. It is a transcript of the gene SerRS, whose product is annotated as serine--tRNA ligase, cytoplasmic. The transcript has 2 exons. Gene Ontology annotation, biological process: seryl-tRNA aminoacylation. Bases 156 to 1658 code for a protein of 500 amino acids. Gene Ontology annotation, molecular function: serine-tRNA ligase activity; tRNA binding; ATP binding. Gene Ontology annotation, cellular component: cytosol. NCBI's taxonomy places the organism in Eukaryota, Metazoa, Arthropoda, Insecta, Diptera, Culicidae. The record is from RefSeq and is a predicted model, not a curated record.
CAGUUGCGACCGGUUGUUCGCCACGUUUAGAUCCCCUAUACAGCGGAGUACCGACAGUUUGCGUGGUGCGCUCCUUUUCCACUUUCGGCUGCUGGAGAUUUCAUCAUCUUCCGAUAAACUGUGGAUAAAUCGAUAGCUGAGACAACCCACCCAUAAUGGUGCUCGAUUUGGAUCUUUUCCGCAGUGACAAGGGUCAUGACCCGACCAAAGUAAAAACCAACCAGGAACUUCGCUUCAAGGAUGUUGCCCUCGUUGAGACGGUUAUCGAGCAGGACGGAGAAUGGCGCAAGUGUCGCUUCAAUGCGGAUAAUUUCAACAAGCUGAAGAAUGUGUGCAGCAAGGAAAUCGGUGAAAAAAUGAAGAAAAAAGAAGCGCUUGGAGAUGAAGGUGAGCCAGUGCCCGAAGAUGUGGCGAAAGAUUUGCUCUCACUGAAGAGCGAAGAUCUUAAGAAGCUUACCGUGAAUCAGAUCAAGAAAGUUCGAGGUUUGAUCGAGGAAGCUGUUCUGGAAAACGAGAAAAAACUGAGUGAAGCUGAAACCAAGCGAAACUUCGCACUCAGAGAGGUUGGUAACCAUUUGCAUGAAAGCGUUCCCGUUAGUAACGACGAGGACGAGAACAAGGUCGAAAGGACCUUCGGAGAUUGCGAAAAACGACUAAAAUACUCUCAUGUUGAUCUGAUUGUCAUGAUUGAUGGAAUGAAUGCGGAAAAGGGAGCUGUGGUUUCCGGUGGCCGUGGAUAUUUUCUGACCGGACCUGCAGUUUUCAUGGAACAAGCACUGAUACAACAUGCUCUGCAUCUGCUGUAUGAAAAGAAUUACACCCCGCUGUAUACACCGUUUUUUAUGCGAAAAGAAGUAAUGCAAGAGGUGGCACAAUUGUCCCAGUUCGACGAAGAGCUCUACAAAGUCGUUGGGAAGGGUAGUGAAAAGGCUGAAGAGGGUAGUUCCGAUGAGAAAUAUCUGAUUGCCACAUCAGAGCAACCAAUAGCCGCCUAUCAUCGCGAUGAAUGGAUUCCGGAGGCUUCACUUCCCAUCAAAUAUGCUGGACUGUCCACUUGUUUCCGACAGGAAGUUGGCUCUCAUGGCCGGGACACGCGUGGCAUCUUCCGUGUCCAUCAGUUUGAAAAGGUUGAACAAUUUGUUCUGACUUCUCCUCAUGACAACAAAUCUUGGGAAAUGAUGGAUGAAAUGAUCGGAAAUGCUGAAAAUUUCUGUCAAUCGUUGGGCAUUCCGUACCGUGUUGUCAAUAUUGUCUCCGGAGCUUUGAAUCAUGCUGCCUCGAAGAAGUUGGAUUUGGAGGCUUGGUUUGCUGGAUCGGGCGCGUUUAGGGAGCUGGUUUCCUGCAGUAACUGCUUAGACUACCAAGCGCGGAGAUUAUUGGUUCGAUAUGGUCAAACGAAGAAGAUGAAUGCUGCAGUAGAUUAUGUGCAUAUGCUAAACGCCACAAUGUGCGCCACGACCCGAGUUAUUUGUGCUAUCCUCGAAACGCAUCAGACAGAAACGGGCGUGAAGGUUCCAGAACCGCUGAAAAAGUACAUGCCUGAGAAGUACCGAGACGAAAUCCCGUUCGUGAAACCUGCGCCAAUCGAAUUGGAGGCGGCUGCCGCUGCGGCCAAAAAAGACAAGAAGAGCGGCAAAAAGGAAACUGCCGCAGCCUAAGCUGAAUGUGGAGCCAGCGAACAAGAUAAGAUGCAUUUAGUGACACUUGUAUUCUGCCGCUCCGUAAGCUUAAUUUUUAAUUAUUCUAUUUAUUGUAACCUGAAACAUAGCGGAGGAAGGUUUCUAAUGAACCACGAAAAUUUCGAACCGACUCAAAAGUGAAUAAAAACAUACGCAAGCUUAAAAUGCUUAUCCCACACAAAUUUCGAUAUGUAAUCAAUACAAACGUAGAAAAGAAGUCAUGGAAUGUUCGGCAUCAUAUACAAAAACUACAGCAAUUCUUACCUCUAUCGAUCGAUUUCAUUCACCAUCAAUUGGUUAUGGUUCAAUGCAAUGCAAUUGUAAUAUGUCUUCCGUAAUAUUUUGUUUAAUGUUUGCUGGUUUCUUUCCUUCGUCGACUAUUUCCGACGUUGCCCGUCGGAUCCCACAUGGAUCACUCGUCCAUUUGUUCGUUUAGCUGAGCCAGCAGAGCCGCCCGCUGGGAUUCCAACUCCGAUUCGGACAAAGCAGCAUCAUCCGAGACCUUCGGAGAGGCCGAAUCACCAUUGCGUCCUGCUUCUUCCGGGGACCGGAAUUUGGUGCCACCACUACUACCCCGACUCACAGACCUGGAACGGCGCUUCUCCUUUUUCUUCUUGUCUUUCUUCUUCUGCAAGAAAACAAAAAAACGGUCGGACGAUUAUUUUCAUAAAUUUUUAUUUUUGUUUUUUUUAUUUGAUUCAAAUUUUGCAGACGCAUUCUUUAUGACAAAAAAUGAGAAUUUGCAUAAUCGGUAUGCCAUUUUGGCGCCAGCCAAAUUGGACUAAGCAAAGAUUGAUUGAAAAAAAAUUUCAAAAAAAAACUCAGAAACGGUUGGCCCAAUUGACUUGGUGUCUUCCGCAAUAUUUCAGGUUAUAUUAGCACUAUGUGGACAAAGAAUUUUUUUUUUAAAUAACACUUUUUUUAUUUUCAUAUUAUGAUAUAAAGCGAAAAAC